Molecule: messenger RNA, 441 nt
Organism: Aureobasidium vineae
Lineage: Eukaryota; Fungi; Ascomycota; Dothideomycetes; Dothideales; Saccotheciaceae
Source: the annotation of a GenBank genome assembly
AUGCUUUCUCGUGUUCUGUUUACUGUGGCUGUUGCCGCUUCUACCGCCAUGGCUGUCGCUCUUCCCAAGGAGAUCACUCUUCCUAACGAAAUCGUGCCUCAGGCAGUUGUUGCCUCCUCGGAUGAGGUUGAGAGAAACCCAUGGACACUCGUCUCUCCUGAUGGCACAUGUGGUGGUAACACCAAGUACACUUGCGUCGGUUCUCGCUUCGGUGACUGCUGCAACACAUACGGAUUCUGCGGUAUCACAGAUGCUUUCUGCGGCGCAGACUGCUUUAGCUUGGCUGGACUCUGCAGCGCCGACAUGCAAGGCUCCAACACCGUCGCCCGCCCCAAGGCCACACACGUACCCUGGAAACCCACUGUGCACCACGAUCCUCACUUCAAGCCCUCUUACGUGAUCGACAAUGGCGAGAGAGCCCCCAACCAAGUCUGGUCAUGA